This is a messenger RNA of Hermetia illucens (black soldier fly), 766 nucleotides long. RefSeq lists its product as uncharacterized. The record is from RefSeq and is a predicted model, not a curated record. The transcript has 3 exons. Bases 75 to 731 code for a protein of 218 amino acids. Lineage: Eukaryota; Metazoa; Arthropoda; Insecta; Diptera; Stratiomyidae.
AUAACUCCGCAGGUUAGCAGUUCUAAAAAGUUAACUUCCCUGUGAAAAGCUGCUUGCGCUGAAAUCCAUUGGAAAUGGAGCACGCCCUCAGUAAACUACUAUUGUUAUUUGGGCUUGUCGAUUAUGCAUUCGGUCACGGCAUGAUGAUAGAGCCAGUGGGGCGACAAUCUCGUUGGCGGGUAGAUGACACGGCUCCUGUGAACACAAAUGAUAACGAAUUGUUCUGUGGUGGAAUCACUAACACUUGGCAAGUACAUAAUGGUAAAUGUGGAAUUUGCGGAGAUGACUUCGGUCUACCUACGCCAAGGCCUCAUGAAUUCGGAGGCGAAUAUGGAAGCGGAGACAUUGUUAGAGUUUACAAAGCGGGCACAGAUAUUCCAAUAACAGCGAACCUAACCGCCAAUCACAGAGGGUACUUUACCUUCGAUAUAUGCAAUAUGGACUACAGCGACGAAACCGAGGAGUGUUUCAUAAAAUUGAAAAUCGAAGACGGUAGCGAUAGGUUUUAUCUACCAUCACCUGAGUCAGGAACCUACCAUACCGCCGUCUUUAUUCCACGAUACAUAGUAUGCGACCAUUGCGUACUUCGGUGGCAAUAUACUGCAGGUAACAUGUGGGGACCAUGUGGCGAUGGAACAAGCGCUCUGGGUUGCGGACCUCAAGAAAUAUUCAGAUCCUGCGCAGACAUUCGAAUUGAAGAUGCAGGGCACAGAUACUUUGGAUUUCUGUAAGUAAUUGUUAAGUUUUCUAAAUAAAAAAACGUUAC